AUGGCGACUAAAACAGAACAUAAAGAUACCAACUUCACAGUCUUUAUUCGUUUGCCAUUUCCAAGGGGAGACUUUGUAGAUCCACCGCCGGUGGAAUGGAAUGCUGCUAAAGAUCAGGCAUUAUGGGACGUUCUUUCCCGACCAUCCAAAGGCGAUGACAUAGAUUGGAAAGCAUUGGCUGAUAACUUCGACGUCACUUUACAAUUUUUACUUCAGCAAGCAGCAUGGCUUUAUGAUCGGCAGCUAUCACAAGUUCGGGCCCAGAUGCGGAAAUUUGACCCGACCGCUCAGUCAAAUUCACCAUCACCAGCUCCGGGCUCUGUUUCAGGGAGCACGGCACUACCGGGGGCACCGGUAAAGGAUGUACCUAUAGUUGGACCACGAGGGCCUGUCCGACAGGUGACUCAGCAGAAGGAAACACUUCCGCGAGCAGCCAGUGGUCAUGGUCGGCGCACAAGCUCUACCUCGACAACGACUAUCAACCAAAUCCGCGGUUCUCGAGACCCCUCUCGCACCGAUACCCCAACAGCAGAAGGCAGUGAGCAACGGCGGGAUUCUUAUCCCCGUCGCCCAUCCAUCAACAGACCGCAGCCCCCAGUGGCUCCAUUCUUACGGUCUCCUCCAUUGGAGGAAGAAGAUCUAUCAUCAAGCUCCCCAGAAUCCGACUCAGAAGAUGAAGCAGAUCUCCCAGCCCAGCGCUUCCGCCGAUUUGGACAAUACUCCAUACACCGUACCGGGCUAAGAGACGACGACGAUGAUGAAGAUGACGCACCUGCCUUCUUACCACUGCAUCAUGAACCCGAGCAAGGUCCACGAGAUCGGCCAACCCAGGAGCUGAGUGCCACGUUACGCUUGGACGCGGAGCGUGCCGCUAUUGCACGGCGACGUAUUGCCGAACGAUCUGGGCACAGAAUGCCCAUUGCUUCGGAGUCGUCGGCGAGCUCGAUGAGUUCCGGUGCUCCUGUGGCUGUGGCUGUGCAGGGAGGACAAGCGGGUGCUACAUUGAGUCCACAGCGUUCUGGGGAACCGGCUCGGCUGAGUCCCCGGAAGUCCCAUACUUCUGGCACACAGGCGAGUGAUGGGACUCCGAGCAUGGGGAGCAGUUUUAGUGAUCUAGAUGAUGCAAGCGUUACACAGUCAGCGUUGGAGGAGGCUCUUAUGAGCAAUAUGCAGCAUGGCGGAAUGGCUAGCAGGAUGAGCACUAUCAGUCAAGCAUUGCGUAGUCGUUAUUUGCAGUGA
Molecule: messenger RNA, 1239 nt
Organism: Penicillium longicatenatum
Lineage: Eukaryota; Fungi; Ascomycota; Eurotiomycetes; Eurotiales; Aspergillaceae
Exons: 7
Coding region: 1-1239 (412 amino acids)
Biological process (GO): autophagosome assembly
Cellular component (GO): phagophore assembly site
Source: RefSeq, a predicted model, not a curated record